Strongylocentrotus purpuratus (purple sea urchin) is the source of this 582-nucleotide messenger RNA. RefSeq lists its product as uncharacterized. NCBI's taxonomy places the organism in Eukaryota, Metazoa, Echinodermata, Echinoidea, Camarodonta, Strongylocentrotidae. The coding region runs from base 19 to 567 and encodes 182 amino acids. The transcript has 3 exons. The record is from RefSeq and is a predicted model, not a curated record.
GUAGAUUUAGAUUGACGUAUGUCGACGAAAUGCUGCUUUUGUAAACAUAAUCAGACUGAAGUGAAACAAGAUAUUGUCGCCCGUGUCAUAUCACCAUUUUCCAGAGGACUACAUUUCUGUAGAGUGAGAAGGACAUCUUACACCAUGGAUGGAUUCUGUCUUCUCUAUCUGCUCCUGAUCCUCUUGAUGAGAUCUGGUGACAUUGAAACCAAUCCAGGUCCUAACACUGCAGCAAGUACUGUCAGUGACAUGGAGUUCCUGAAGCUGGCCAAGGAUAUCCAACCAUCUUACUACAACGCUGUAGGGACAUCUCUAGGUUUCUCCUAUGCUCAGCUAGAGAACAUCCUGAUUCAGAAGUCAAAUAGCCAUACCAAUGCAUUUUUUGAUGUAUUCAUGAAAUGGAAUGUCAUGCAGCAACCUCCACACUCAAACAAACGGCAGCUUUUGGCAGACAAACUACGAGAGAUUGACUUGGGUGGCUUAUCAGACAGAUUACUCAAUGAACCAAACAGCACAGGUAAACAGAUACUAAUUAUUGCAGUCUUGCUAUGUCAACAGAAGAUAUAGAAAACAUUGCAUAAA